Pseudovirgaria hyperparasitica is the source of this 1481-nucleotide messenger RNA. RefSeq names its product 4'-phosphopantetheinyl transferase. Gene Ontology annotation, cellular component: cytosol. NCBI's taxonomy places the organism in Eukaryota, Fungi, Ascomycota, Dothideomycetes, Acrospermales, Acrospermaceae. Gene Ontology annotation, molecular function: holo-[acyl-carrier-protein] synthase activity; magnesium ion binding. The record is from RefSeq and is a predicted model, not a curated record. The coding region runs from base 313 to 1308 and encodes 331 amino acids. The transcript has 2 exons.
GUUGAAUGUGUUCGCUGAAAGCACCCUGAAGUGCGAGGACCCCAACAAUCGUCUGCGCACUCAUGCUCGUUAUACUUUGCUGGAAGAUCAAUGAAGUCACGAGUUCGCCGAAGCCGCAUUACGAACGGCACAAAAAAAAUGAUGGCAGGGGUCUGUAUCGAUAAGGCUAGACUGAGGGGCCGGUGAUUACCGCAUGUCUUUCGGAGUCGGUAGCUGACUUCGCAUGGCUUUCAAUGACUCCGACUCCGGUCUUCUCCCUACAUAAACAACUUAUCUUUCACGUUGUCGCAUUGAGUGGUAGACCUUGAGGCAAUGGCGAGCACUGGGAGGGAUCGUGUGACUUGCUGGCUUCUUGACACAAGAAGUAUUUGGCCAGGGACCAAUAUCGCUGAAGCAGCCUCAGACGAACUGGAUCUUGUCAGUCAAGCCGAGCAGGACGAUAUUAAGAAGAAAUUUCGCAUCCAAGAUGCUCGUAUGAGCCUAGGGUCGGCGCUGCUGAAACGCCUCUUUGUUGCUAAAUCACUCGGGAUACCUUGGUCUAAGAUCAAGUUCAGUCGAAAGGGUGAUCCGAAACAUGGCAAACCAUGCUAUAUAGCAGAUGAUGGCAUAAAUGCAAUAGAAUUCAACAUCUCACAUCAAGCUGGUCUGGUAGCGCUUGUCGGGUGUGAUAUCCAAGACCUACAACUUGGAGUCGACAUUGUUUGUGUCAAUGAGCGGGAUGAGUACAGGACAAUCAAUUCCGAGGGCUUUGAAGGGCAUACAGAGAUUUUCCAGGACAUCUUUUCAAGCGACGAGACUCAUGAUAUGACGUACAAAGCGGACACUUUUCAGUUACCAGAUGGUACCGAGAUAACACCAUCUAUGCUUGGCCCUGAUGAGCGUUGCACGAAGCCUCAUCGGCAGCUGUCUGCUGAGAUUCAAACGGGCGAAAAGAAGAGGUUCGACUCCAAAUUACUCAUCGAUGCCAAGCUCCGCCGCUUCUACACAUUUUGGUGUUACAAAGAAGCAUAUAUCAAAUUGACCGGGGAAGCUUUACUGGCAUCAUGGCUGAAGCAACUGGAAUUCAAAAAUGUCCGCGCUCCGAGAUCAGCAGCGCACGAACCGUGGGGAGAGAUAGUGAAAGACGCAGAAACCUGGCUACACGGCAAGAAGCUUGACGAUGUUGCGUUACAAAUCCAGGCCUUCGAAAAGAACUUCAUGAUCUCUGUUGCAGCAAAGCCGUCUGGACUCCUGCCCAAGGAACAAAUCCCUUCCUUCACGACUUUGCACUUGGAGAAUGAUAUUGUAGAUUUCGCUCAGAACGCUUGAUUUUGCGAAGAGUACGUAAUUGUUGAAUUGAAUAAAGCUUAUACGUCAACACUGUCAUCCGAAGCCUGGUACUACUCCCUAUGGCCCAUUGUACUAAUCUUUAGCGUUGCGUUCCGGACGUCAUUCAUCCAAGACGAUUCCAUCUGAAAACCCUCGCAUGGACCGGGUUCGCG